Closterium sp. NIES-67 is the source of this 3494-nucleotide messenger RNA. NCBI's taxonomy places the organism in Eukaryota, Viridiplantae, Streptophyta, Zygnematophyceae, Desmidiales, Closteriaceae. The record is from the annotation of a GenBank genome assembly.
CUGUCAGCGCAAGAGCGCUCUUUCGGAUCACACAGAAGCAGCUUUUAUCUGGCGAUCGAAGUCAGUAUUCUCAUUUCGGCCUGCUUUAUCCGAUCAGCGGUUGUGGGGACCAUCUCUUGGCCUCUCUACCUGUGAUCAUCGUCACGCGUUGCCUGUAGACCGCUGUGCCUGGACUGGAGCGUCAUUGUUAGCGCAGAGCAUCGCCGCGGCGUCGUCCGUGUCCUGCUCCUUACGAAGACUUGCUUGCGAUCCUAACGCAACGAACUUAUAGCGCACGGGGUUAAAGGUCCCGCGUUUCGAACUGCGUCUCUACCCGCCGACCCAACGUCAAGCGUAUCUACCGGCAGUCGAGAUGGGAGGCGACAGUCCCGAGCCGGCGCCAGGGCCAGCGGGGGAGCUGGAGUGCGCCGUCAACGGGGGAAGCGGGGCAGAAGCGCUGUCAUGGAGGGUCGGCGGAAUGUUCGGCAUUCUUGUAUGCAGCAUAAUUGGCUUCGCGUUACCGUAUCUGCUCCGUAAGCAACAUCGGACGGUUCUCUUCUUCUUCCGAACCUUCGCGGCAGGCGUGGUGCUUGCCGUAGCUAUCGUCCAUAUUUUCCCAGGAGCACAAGAAGCGCUCUCCAACCCCUGCUUGGGUUUUGCGGAGGAAUUUCCGUGGGCGUCGAUUUUCGUCCUCUACGCGGCCCUGAUUUCCUUUGUCGUGGAGUGUUACCUGAAGAAGGUUCUUCUGAAAACGCUGCAGUCUAAUAACGCGAAAAAUCACGCGCCAGCGGAGGGCGAGUGCGUCGAGUGCGGGUUGAACACGGAAGAGGAUGAGAAGGCGCUGGUCGUCAGCGGUUACCGUGCAACCUCGUAUACACUCGAAGCGGGAAUUGUUUUCCACUCUAUUUUUAUUGGAAUCGCCCUUGGGACAACACAAGAUAUUGAGGAGAUCCAGAGUCUCGUCAUAGCCCUCAUGUUCCACCAGGGUUUUGAGGGCAUCAGUCUUGGCACAACGCUCAUCCCCUGCCAGUUCUCCAAGCUCAAGACAGUCAUCAUGGGUCUCCUCUUCGCACUCACAACGCCCCUCGGUGUUGUCAUCGGCCUCGCAAUCUACUCCUCCUACAAUCCUGCCAGCAAGGCCGCUCUUGCCACAGAGGGAGCUUUCAACGCUAUCUCUGCCGGCAUCCUCAUUUACAACGGCCUCGUUGACCUCGUAGUGCCUGCUUUUGACGAGACUGACGAGAGUACACCCAAGGCUGCGGUGCCUUAUUUCCUAGGGUUUGUGUCGCUCUUCCUGGGUGCCUUCUCUAUGUGCCUGCUCGCCCUUUGGGCAUAAGCUCUGGGCCAGCCAGAGCUCUGGCUGUUGUUGGGGACAACUACAACCAAACCCUGUUUUGGCCUUCAAUUGGAAAAGAGUUGCGGGUCAACAAGAUUGCUCAGCCCCUCAAGAAGAGGAGCUCUGUUCUAUAUCCAGUUUUGGUACGAGCAGCCAAGGCAAGCUUGUGGUUGGUUGGUUGCAAAAUUGCAAUGCAAUGCCAAGUCUCCGUUUUGGUUCUGCUUGGUUGUAAAAGCCAAGUAAGCAUGUGAAAGCAAGGUUGGGCUUGAGUCUGCAGCAGAGUUAGUCCAAUGGAGUGCAUGUCAGCUAUGAUUGAAAGCAUAGUAUCUAUUUUUGUGCUUGGAAUGGAAGCAUAUUUGGACACAUAUACUAUAUUUUUAGCUCCUGCAUGUUUAGUUAGUUUCAUCCUACGCACUGCCACCUCUAACCUCGUGCGACACAUCCAGUGCAGGCGUUGUUCCUCCCUGUUUUCUCCAUUGCUCUCCGAACGCUUCGCGCUAACAUACGUGUACAGCCGCUAUCACCUAACCGCUCCGGCGUCGUCGAACCUCAUAGUGAGUUUCUCCCGUCCCGCCACGUGUCACCGCCAUGUGUCACAAGACCCCGUGCAAGGCGUGCGGCAAGUACACUUGGAUGGGAUGCGGCAUGCACGUGGAGAGCGUGUACAAGAGCAUUCCCGAGGAUAAGCGGUGCGCGUGCAAGCCGUGGCCGGGACUUAAGGAGGACGGCACUUGGGAGAAAAAAUCCUGUUCCUUGCUGUGAGGACUAUCAGCUUGGGGGAGGGGGAAGAAUGCCUGCUCGCUGCCGUGACGAGGACAAGUGAUGCGCGGGCAAGCCGUGGCCGGGACUGAAGGAGGACGGCACUUGGGAGACGACGAGCUGCUCGCUGCUGCGAGGAAGAGAAUGUAAGGGGGAAGAAGCAGUGGUCGGUGUUAUGAGGAGGACAAGCGGUGCCCGUGCAAGCUGUGGCUGGGACUUGGGGGGGGGGGACGGGACCUGGGGAAAGUAGUCCUACUCGCUGCUGUGGGGACGAAAAACGGCGGAAAGGCAAGACCACCUCGUUGCUGCGGCUUCAAGUAAGGCGCUGCCUCUUGAUGUGCGGAGACACCGAGGAGGAGGAAAUGGGGUGUUUGUUUGCUGUUCCGGUGACUGGGUCGGCCAGCCAUGCACGGAUGACCCUGCGAAGCCGCAUGCCAGCUGCAUGCCAGCUGCAUGCCAGCUGCUCGUACAUGCCAGCGGGAUUCUCGCUGUUGCCCCAUGCAGGCAUCAGCUUCUCAUGAUGCUUCUCCUGUUCGGUACCCGCGGAAGUAGUGUUCGUGUUGGCAGGCCUUGCAUUGAGGAGAAUUCUGGAACAGGGUGCUCUCUUCUUCCAUCCUCCCUUUGACUCGUAGUCACAUACUAGCUGUUCGCGUACCUGGUUGUAAACUCGCCGCGUAGGCUCAAGAUUCUCGCCUGGGUUUUAGUCUCCUUACCGAAAGUCUAGUAGCACCCGUAUUAUUCUGUUGGCUGGUUUGUUUGACUCCGCGUGGACUUUUGAGGCCUUGCGAUAAGAUUAUUUCCAACAUACUGUACCUCGAGACCUUUCUGAAGCGCCAUCCUGCGUGCCGUGACUGGCUGGAGCCCGGCGCACUGCGCCCCACGUUCUCCUUUGAAGCUGGCUCCUUACAUUCAGAGGCCCCUCAACUUAGGACCUUUUAAACCUUGACACCCUGUGCCCUACAGUAACCCGAGUCCUACGGUAACCCCUGAGUCCAAUGGUAACCCCUGAGACUGACAAGUUUUCUGACUCUUGCAGGAUAGCCGUAGGUGCAUGUGGAAUCCAAGCAACAUGUGUGAUGUAGUAUGGCACCUUCCACAUGUAACAACCAUCCGUGUUUGCUGGGGUGCUUGCACUUUCAGGUGUGUUUUGAAGUGACUCAAAACACACCUAGCCAUCAGUACAUGUGGCAUCCAGGCAACAUGUGCGAUGUAGUAAGGCACCAUCUGUACGUAACAUUCGUCCGCGUUUGCUCACGUGCUUGCACUUCACCCGGUCUGUGUACAUUGGUUUUCUGUAGCUUGCGGGUUGUGAUGUGUCAAUGGAAAAGAGAAAGUGCUUUUAGACGAGGGGUGGAGGCGAGUAUGAGGAAAGGUCUUGUAGGACAAGUGCAGCAAGGAUUUCAUUUAAUAUGUAUUCUAU